AUGCAGCUGGGCGUGUGCACGUUCAAGUGGGACCAAGGGAGGAAAGAGUUCAUCGUUCACCCGUUCAACUUCAAGGUGUUCCCCCGGUCGGAGAUCCCGGGAUUUAAGGGCGUGCCGGCACUCUCCUUCCAGUGCCAGCCGUCCUCGUUGGAGUUCCUGGCAGCACACCACCUCGACUUCAACUCCUGGGUGCAGCACGGAAUCUCGUACCUGUCCUACGAGCAAGAGGAAGCCGCAUGGAAUUUUCUCGAGAUCCCUCCCCCAUCAGCAACAGCCACCAAUGUAACCGUAGGCCCCAGCCAAAAAGGAGCUGCUGACGUGGCACAGCCCACCAAUCACACGCAAUUCAGCACAAGCACCAGCAGCACAAGCAGGUACAGCUGGCGGGACAGCAGCGACAGGAGCGACCCGUCAAGCCCGCCAUUCCCCGGCGUGCAGUUUGCAGUGAAGAGCCUGGCCCGCGUUGACCUGUGGCUCGCGCAACUCAGAGCAGCAGCACAGGAGGUGGAGCAGGAGCAGCAGGAGGAGCAGCCUUUGGCAAAGGGCGUUGCGAGUAGUGUGCUUGGGGAGGGUCCAGAGGGAUUUUCACGGGAGGCUGCGGUAAGGGGUGUGGGAGGGGACGGGAGCAGCAGCAGCAGUGGUUUACAGCCUGCGUUAGCAGCAGUGGUUGGGAAGAGGCCGUGGCUCUCUCUUCGAAUAAAUGAUGCCUUCAACUGUCACGCUGCCGACCAGGCAAUUCGUCAUAAGCACCCCUAUCUGGCGUCGCAUGAGGAGCGGAUUGGUGCGUACAAGAAAGUUCGGCUCUUCCUGUGCAAAUCAAAGGAGGAGGCUGAGAGGGUGCAGAAGCGGCUACUGGAGCUGCGGCAGGCGGGAGCAGCAGCAGUGGUGCGCAGAGCAGUGGGGGUGAGGCGAGUGGUGGAUGCCUUGUCUCUGGCGUGCCAGGAUAAGCCGCUUGUGGCGCACUCCUGCUUCCUUGACCUCGCUCACAUUCUGCACAAGUUUGUGGGUCAUGUGCCGCCCUCCCCGUCGCUCUUCUCUCGCGAAGUCUGCCGGCUCUUCCCUGCUCUCUUUGACACCAGUUGCCUUGCUGCUGCCUCGCUUCUAGAACAGGUGUGUUUGCAGCAGGUUUGA
Closterium sp. NIES-65 is the source of this 1131-nucleotide messenger RNA. The record is from the annotation of a GenBank genome assembly. Lineage: Eukaryota; Viridiplantae; Streptophyta; Zygnematophyceae; Desmidiales; Closteriaceae.